Penicillium taxi is the source of this 2481-nucleotide messenger RNA. Its product is annotated as actin-related protein ARP5. The record is from RefSeq and is a predicted model, not a curated record. Gene Ontology annotation, biological process: regulation of DNA-templated transcription; attachment of spindle microtubules to kinetochore. The transcript has 9 exons. Bases 1 to 2481 code for a protein of 826 amino acids. NCBI's taxonomy places the organism in Eukaryota, Fungi, Ascomycota, Eurotiomycetes, Eurotiales, Aspergillaceae. Gene Ontology annotation, cellular component: DASH complex; mitotic spindle; cytoplasm.
AUGGAGAGCCCUCAUGAACACCAGCAGACUGUGCUGCUGUCGCGUAUCAUUACCAAUGUGGAGAAACUGAAUGAGGCUGUCAUGGCCAUGAACAAAGGUCUCCAGGAGGUUAAUAUUCAGAACAUGAAUGUUGAAUUGGUGGCCCAGAUGUUCAAAAACUACCAGUCAAAUGUGCUUUUCCAUCUUGAGGCUCCUGGUUUCCGCACUGGCGCAAUCAUGACCAUCACCUCAGUGCAAACCCUCCUACCAGGUCAGGCUUCCACCAAUGGAGCUGGAAGACGUCCUGAAAAACCCUUGCCAAAGCUCUACGAUGUACAAGACUUCCAUUUUAAGGGCUACCAACCACCACAACCCGAUGGAUUCGAGAAGAGCCAGGCCCAUCCCGACACCAGCGCCAUCGUUAUUGACAAUGGCUCACAUCUCGUCAAGGCCGGUUGGUCUUUCGACAAGAACCCUCGAUUCAUCCUACCCCCCGUUAUGAGUCGUUACCGCGAUCGCAAGCUCAACCGCCAAUGCCACUUCAUCGGAUAUGAUGCCUAUGUCGAUGCCACGACCCGUGGUCAGCUGCGCUAUGGAUUUGAUCCUGGCUCCAGCAUCAUCGGUAACUGGGAUGUUAUGGAGGGCGUCCUAGACUACGUCUUUCUCAAGCUCGGUGUGGAUGGUGCCAACGGCGGCGUCGAUCGGCCGAUUGUCAUGACGGAACCCAUCGCUAACCUGGGUUAUCCCCGAAAAAUGAUGAAUGAGAUCUUGUUUGAAUGCUACAACGCGCCCUCUGUGACCUACGGAAUUGAUUCGCUUUUCGCAUAUCGCUACAACAAAGGAACCGAUGGCUUAAUUAUCUCCUCAUCGCAUACAUCAACACACGUCAUCCCCGUCCUGGGCUCGAAGCCUCAACUCUCUAACUGUACUCGGCUCAAUUGGGGUGGCCUACAAAAUGCCGAAUACAUGGCCAAAUUGCUGAAGUUGAAAUACCCGACCUUCCCAGCCAAAUUCACAGACUACCAGAUGGAGGAAUUGGUGCAUAAACACUGCUACGUCUCGAAGGACUACGAUCGAGAGCUGAGUGGAUAUUUCGAAUGGACGGGACUCGAAGAUCGCGACCAUGUUAUUCAGUACCCUUUCACCGAACACAUUGUGGUUGAGAAAACAGAAGAGGAACUCACUCGUAUUGCGGAGCGGAAGAAGGAGAGUGGCCGUCGUUUGCAAGAGCAGGCUGCGAAGAUGCGUCUUGAGAAGCUGGUCAAGAAGGAACAAGAGCUGGAAUACUGGAAGGACUUGCAAAAUGGCCUGGCCUCAGAAACCAAAAAGGAAAUCCGCCGAGUUUUAGAGGCUGAAGAUCUCAAGGACGAGGCUCAUCUGGAUCGAACGAUUCGCGAACUUGAGAAGUCGAUCAAACGCUCUCGCAACAAAGAUUUGGGCAUUGAAGAAAACGAAGAGCAGCAGGAAGAGAUGACAUUCCCCCUUCUAGAUGUCCCUGACGAGGAACUAGAUGAGGCGGGUAUCAAAGAAAAGCGUCACCAGCGGUUGAUGAAGUCCAACGUCGAGGCUAGAGCGCGUGCUAAGGCCGAGAAAGAACGCGAAAAGGCCCGUCGCGAGGAAGAGGAGCGUGCGGAUCGUGAGAAGCGGGAAAAUCACUUCGAGAGCUGGAUCGCCGAACGGCGCGCCAAUCGCCAGUCUAUCCUCCAAAGAAUCAAAGACCGCGAUCGCAUGAAGGCCGACCUUGGAAACCGCAAGUCCCUCGCGAGCCAGAUGCGCAUGAAGACACUGGCGAAUCUGGCUUCAGAUGGCCCCAAGAAGCGCCGACGUGGUGGAGAGGACGAUGACUUUGGUGCUAACGAUGAUGACUGGCAUGUUUACAAAACUGUUGCGACAGGCGAGCAAAGUGACGAGGAAGAAGAGGAGGAUCUCAGCGGGAUGCUCACCACUGCCGAGCAAGAGUUGCUUGAGUAUGAUCCCGAAUUUACUGAGAAUCACACUCUUGCCGCACAGUCCGAUUGGACUAAGAGCCUGGUUCACGCUUUCCUACGCGGUCCUUGGCCCUUUGACCCCGAGAGCCAGCGCGAAGCACACCAGAUUCAUCUGAAUGUGGAGCGCAUCCGUGUUCCCGAGGUCGUCUUCAAACCCUCCAUUGCCGGUGUGGAUCAGGCAGGCCUGAUUGAGAUGGCCGCCGAUAUUAUCAACCAGCGAUUCUCCAGUACCGAGGACCGCUCUCGUCUUUUGCGCGAUGUGUUCCUUACCGGUGGCAACACCCUCUUCACUGGCUUUGAAGAGCGAUUCCGCAACGAGCUCCGUGGGUACAUUCCAGUGGAGGCUGAACUGCGCGUGCGCCAGGCUUCAAAUCCAACCUUGGAUGCAUGGAAGGGUGCAGCACAGUGGGCUUCUGGAGGUGAUCUCGGCCGGUCCUCCGUAUCGCGUCAAGAGUAUCUCGAAAAGGGCAGCGAGUACAUGAAAGAGCAUGAUUUAGGCAACGUUACAUGGUAA